CUUUAACGCACUCUCUUUUUUACACACUGCAUUACUGUCCUGGCCAUCUCUUUCUUUAUUUUAUCUACAAAUCGCAUCAAAGAAACCCAUAUCAUAUCUCAUCAAAACAAGAAAACAAGAUGGGGGCCCAAUUCUCGCAAUUCUUCCCCCCACGCCCGACCUUCACCCUGGCCGACGUGCCCUCGCAGCAAGGAAAAAUCAUCAUCGUGACCGGUGGUUCCUCAGGGAUUGGGUUGGAACUCGUGAACAUGCUAUACAGCAAAGGAGCCACGGUUUACAUAGCGGGCCGAUCGGAAUCCCAAGCCCAGGCCGCCAUCGACCAAAUCCAAGCUACGGCUACAACUACGACGAAAGGCCAAUUGCACUACCUCUCGCUCCAUCUCGACGAUCUGACCACCAUCAAAUCCGCCGUCGAAACCUUUGCCGCCCGAGAAACCCGACUGGACCUGUUGAUCAACAAUGCCGGGGUCUCGCAGCCGCCGCUGGGCAGCGUUUCAGCCCAAGGGAUCGAGCUCCAACUCGCGACCAACUGCCUGGGCCCGUUUCUCUUCACCCAGCUCCUCCUUCCGCACCUUAAGGCUGCUGCUGCUGCUGCUGCUGCUGCUGCAAGCUCCGACUCCCCCUCGAAACCAAUCGCCCCCCGCGUCGUCUGGACCAGCAGCCAAGUCGCCGAACUCUCCGCGCCCCCGGAAGGCAUCGUGCUCUCAGAGCUGCAGCACCCGCCGCGCGAUGCCGUCCGGAACUACGUGACCUCCAAAUUGGGCAAUUGGUUCCUCAGCGUGGAGUUCGCACGUCGCUACGGGAGCGGCUCGGUCUCAGCCUCGGCCUCCUCGCCGCUGGUCAGCGUCGCCCAGAACCCCGGGGCCGCCAAUACGAACCUGCUCCGCAACGCGCGGUGGAUGAAGCUGCUCUCGUGGCCGCUGCUGCACAAGCCGGCGCUGGCGGCGACCACGGUGCUGUACGCGGCGCUCGCCGAGGAGCUCGACCGCCCCGAAAACAACGGCGCGUAUGUGAUCCCCUGGGGCCGCAUCCAUCCGGGGGUGGCGCCGGGCUUGGCCCGGCAUCUGGCGGCGGAGGAGGAGGGGGGCUCCGGGCGGGCGAGGGAGUUCUGGGAGUGGUGUGAGGAGCGGACAAGGGAUUAUUUGUAG
Aspergillus brunneoviolaceus CBS 621.78 is the source of this 1148-nucleotide messenger RNA. Its product is annotated as NAD(P)-binding protein. Bases 120 to 1148 code for a protein of 342 amino acids. The record is from RefSeq and is a predicted model, not a curated record. The transcript has a single exon. NCBI's taxonomy places the organism in Eukaryota, Fungi, Ascomycota, Eurotiomycetes, Eurotiales, Aspergillaceae.